CGUACACGUGUCCUAACAAACGCCCCCCUUUGGCCCUUUUCCUCUGCCUCCUCAAAACCGACUCCUCCAUUAUUGCUGCACUUCACAGACCAUUCACCUUCUCCUUCUCCUUCUCCUUCUCCAUUUUCUCUGUUUCUUCACUUCCCAUUGCAACCCCAAUGACCUUUUACCUUCUGGGUCUCUCUCCUUUUCCUUCUACAUGAAAUCAUCCCAUGUCCCUGUUUAUGCAACUUUUUCCAUUUCCACGUGUGUAUCUUUUCACUGAGAUUUUUAUCACCCCCAUUACGGCGGUUGCUCUUUCUACGUUCUGAAAUUGAAGCUUAUUAGCUUCUUUGGUGGAGCUUGCCUCUUCCCAUUUUGUUUUUUCAUCUUGCAUGGAGCUUGCGUUUUCUAAAGGAAUCUGAGAAAUUCGCUGAGAGUUUAGGUUCUUCGGAAAUGUCGAAUUCCUCUUCGAACAUGAAUCAGAAUGGGAACGUUAAAAACAAUGAUACGUUAUUCACAGUGGAUGAGAUUGAAGAAAGUGAGUUUUCGAAGCUGUUGGAUAGGCCAAGGCAUUUGAACAUGGAGAGACAGAGGUCGUUCGAUGAAAGAUCUCUUGGGGAUUUGGCGAUUGGUUUUUCUCCACGGUUAUCAACGAGAGUUUCUUCAGAAAACUUUGGUCGAUUGAGUGAUAAUUACGAUCAUUCUCCAUCGCCGGGUAGAAAAUCGGAUUUCAAUACUCCAAGAUCACACACUGGAUUCGAGCAGCAUCCUAUGGUGGCAGAAGCUUGGGAAGCUUUGAGGCGUUCGUUGGUUUACUUCCGUGGCCAACCAGUUGGUACUAUUGCGGCGUUGGACAGUACUGAAGAAAAUCUUAACUAUGAUCAAGUGUUUGUGAGAGACUUUGUCCCAAGUGCGUUUGCUUUUCUAAUGAAUGGGGAGCCUGAAAUAGUAAAAAACUUUAUCCUAAAAACUCUUCGGCUUCAGUCAUGGGAGAAAAAGAUUGAUAGAUUCCAGCUUGGAGAAGGGGUGAUGCCUGCUAGUUUCAAAGUUCUUCAUGAUCCAGUGAGGAACACUGAAACUUUAAUUGCAGAUUUUGGAGAGAGUGCAAUAGGAAGAGUUGCUCCUGUUGACUCUGGAUUUUGGUGGAUUAUAUUGCUUAGAGCAUACACAAAGUCCACUGGUGACAGUUCCUUGGCUGAAUUGCCAGAAUGCCAAAAGGGAAUGCGCCUUAUUUUGAGUCUGUGUCUUUCAGAAGGUUUUGACACAUUCCCAACCCUUCUAUGUGCCGAUGGAUGCUGCAUGAUUGAUCGACGAAUGGGUGUAUAUGGCUACCCAAUUGAAAUUCAGGCACUUUUCUUUAUGGCUUUAAGGUGUGCUUUGCUUUUGCUUAAGCAAGACCACGAGGGGAAGGACUUUGUAGAAAGAAUAACAAAACGGCUUCACGCCAUGAGCUAUCACAUGAGAACUUACUUUUGGAUCGACCUAAAGCAACUAAAUGAUAUUUACCGAUAUAAAACUGAAGAAUACUCUCAUACUGCUUUGAACAAGUUCAACGUAAUACCUGAUUCUCUUCCUGAAUGGAUUUUUGACUUCAUGCCAACUCGUGGUGGAUACUUCAUUGGAAAUGUCAGCCCUGCAAGAAUGGACUUCCGUUGGUUUUGCUUGGGAAACUGCAUUGCAAUUCUUUCUGCCUUGGCAACACCAGAACAGUCCACAGCUAUUAUGGAUCUUAUUGAAUCGCGAUGGGAAGAGCUGGUUGGAGAAAUGCCAUUAAAGGUUUGUUACCCUGCCAUUGAAAGCCAUGAGUGGCGAAUUGUAACUGGAUGUGACCCAAAAAAUACAAGAUGGAGUUACCAUAAUGGUGGUUCUUGGCCAGUUCUCCUAUGGCUUCUAACAGCUGCAUGUAUCAAGACCGGGCGACCGCAGAUUGCAAGACGUGCACUCGAACUGGCUGAAUCCAGGCUACUGAAAGACAACUGGCCAGAAUAUUAUGAUGGGACACUUGGACGGUACAUCGGGAAACAGGCACGAAAGUUUCAGACAUGGUCGAUUGCAGGAUACCUAGUUGCAAAGAUGAUGCUGGAAGACCCUUCUCAUUCAGGCAUGGUGUCCUUGGAGGAAGAUAAGCAGAUGAAGCCUUUAAUGAAAAGGUCACAUUCAUGGACUUGUUAAGGCUCCAAACUUGUAGUGUUGGUUAGUAGUUGAACUUUGACAGCCUUCUUUCCACAGUAAUUUUCAUAUAAUGUUUAGUUUUGUUGUUCUGUUUUCUAGAGGGAUAUUUGUUUGUGUUGUUUCUGGCUAACAGAUGAGUAUAAAUGACAUAAAGUACAUUUCUAAUCCA
Cucumis melo (muskmelon) is the source of this 2323-nucleotide messenger RNA. Its product is annotated as probable alkaline/neutral invertase B. The transcript is spliced from 5 exons. The record is from RefSeq and is a predicted model, not a curated record. The coding region runs from base 436 to 2154 and encodes 572 amino acids. NCBI's taxonomy places the organism in Eukaryota, Viridiplantae, Streptophyta, Magnoliopsida, Cucurbitales, Cucurbitaceae. Gene Ontology annotation, molecular function: endo-alpha-N-acetylgalactosaminidase activity; sucrose alpha-glucosidase activity. Gene Ontology annotation, biological process: sucrose catabolic process.